Thalassophryne amazonica is the source of this 1746-nucleotide messenger RNA. Its product is annotated as ubiquitin carboxyl-terminal hydrolase 47. The record is from RefSeq and is a predicted model, not a curated record. Gene Ontology annotation, molecular function: cysteine-type deubiquitinase activity; cysteine-type endopeptidase activity. The transcript has 12 exons. Gene Ontology annotation, biological process: protein deubiquitination. Gene Ontology annotation, cellular component: nucleus; cytosol. NCBI's taxonomy places the organism in Eukaryota, Metazoa, Chordata, Actinopteri, Batrachoidiformes, Batrachoididae. Bases 154 to 1557 code for a protein of 467 amino acids.
UUAUAAUAGGCCAACCUGGCAACGGGCCAGUCUGAAAAGUGAAAGCAGUUUUCUGCAGGAUCGCGGGUCAGAUACCGUCCUGAAGGUCCAAUCCACGCACGAGGAAGAGCUUCACCAUCUAAAGAUGGACUGAGUCCUCAGAGCCGCAUCAGGAUGAAUCGUAACACUGUGGAAAUGUUACAGCACAAACUCAACGGCAUGAAGGCAUCAGAUUACCAUGGAUUGAAGAGUCCUGGUCUCACAUGCUACUUGAACAGCAUUCUUCAGGUGCUUUUCAUGACUCCAGAGUUCCGGGAGACUGUGAAAAGCAAUGAAGGUCAAACAUCUAUGGAUCAGCACCUCAGAGAACUGUUUGCUGAUUUAGAGAAAGGCGCAGCUGACACACAUCGUAUCACAAAGCUGCUGCAGAUUAAAGACGUGUACCAGCAACAGGACGCUGCCGAGUUUUUCCAAAAGAUCCUGUCUGUGUGCAGCAGCGAGGCAGCCGAGAUCUUCAAAGGAGAGCUGAGCUACAGGUUCACCUGCUGUGGGUGUAACCAGCAGAGGAACUCCAGGAACCAUUUUUACCUUCUGCCACUCACAGUGGAAAGCUGGCACCAUGAACCUUACAGCGUGAGCAAAGGGUUCGAGGAGUUCUUCAGGAGAGACAAAGUCAGCAGGGACAACAAGAUGUCCUGCAGCUGGUGUCGUGGAAAAAAAGACGCAAUCUUUCAAUGCCAGAUAACCCAACACCCAGACAUCCUGACCCUUCUGCUGAAGAGGUUCAGCUUCGACUUCGAGACAAACCGCUAUGUCAAAGUCCACUGUGAGGCCGACAUCCCUGAAACCCUACAAACGCAGGAUUUGACAUACAACCUCUACGCUGUGGUGAUGCAUUCUGGGAGUCUAUCAGGAGGCCAUUAUACCGCGUGCAUCAAGUCGUUUGAAAACGGGGAAUGGUACGACUUCAAUGACACCAGAGUGCAGAGGGCUGCUCUUGGAAACGCCUGCAGGAGGUCCCAGGCUUAUCUUCUCAUGUACAAGAAAGCGAGCGGACAGUCAGAGAGACUCGGCGCCCGAGAAGCUCGCGGCCCAUCUUCCCGUGACCUCGCUGACAGAAGAGAAAGAAGAGCUGGACGGGCUGAGGACAGACAGGAGCAUGUAAAGCACAGCGGUGACACGCGCAGGGUUUCACAAACACCAGCAACCACAUCUCUGAAAGAUGAUUCACAGAGAAUCACUCAGAGAACACCAGGGGGCGCUGUAGCCGGUGCAAAGCCAAGAGCACAUACCAAACAUCACCCGGAGGCUGAUUUCAGGAUGAAUGACAAGUUACAGCAAAACCACAACACAGAGACAAUUAGAGGAACGACAAAGAUGCUUAUCCAUCCGGGGAGUGACUCAGAGGCCAGACGGACGCAGCAGCGCGCUGCCGGAGGAAGAGACGCCACUAAGGAUGCAACAAGAGGAAGGAUGAGACCAGAAAGAGAAGCAGCCGCCGCGGCAACGCAACAAAGUCACAACACACGCGACAAGAGCAGCACGAGGAAGAAGGAAGAGAGAAAACCGUGGAAGUGAGAGACGGAAACAUCAGACCCGCUCCCACUUUGACUGCUGCUAAAUCUGACUUUUUAUAAUAAAUAUCAGCUGUUUUCAUGCUCUCACUUUCAAACCAGAUCUUUUCUUUAUAUAUAAAUUAAAGUGCUUGUAGCACAAAUGCAACUUUUUCCUGUUGCUGUAAAAAAUAAACUCUUUUCUUGGUCUAGU